AUGUCCGAACGUCGAGAACGCAAGCCCUCCGUUGGUGCCCCCAUCGCCGACCUUCGAGGUCCCGUUGGUCCAGGGUUCAGCCGGCCCAAGCACAAACGUACCUUUACUGGCUUCGGGCCCGCGGAGAUCAAGAACGUUGAAGCGAGCAUUCCUGAACCGCUGAGGGAGGCAUGGCGGAAAUAUUCUGCUUCCGAGUUUACCAACAAGGAAGAAUUCGAGAAAGAGCUCGUGCGUCACAUCGAGACGACUCUUGCUCGAUCCCUGUACAACUGCGAUGAGAAUGCAGCUUACUCGGGUACGGCCCUCGCAUUCCGAGACCGGUUAAUCAUCGAAUGGAACAAAACUCAGCAGCGCCAGACAUUUACCGACCAGAAGAGGGUCUACUAUCUCUCUCUUGAGUUUCUGAUGGGUCGCGCUUUGGACAAUGCCAUGCUCAAUGUAGGCAUGAAAGACGCUGCCCGAGAUGGACUCAGCGAUCUUGGUUUCCGUAUCGAGGAUGUCAUCGCCCAGGAACACGAUGCAGCGCUGGGCAACGGUGGCCUUGGACGUCUGGCGGCUUGUUUCCUGGAUAGCAUGGCGACACUCAAUUAUCCCGCAUGGGGGUAUGGUCUCCGCUACCGCUAUGGAAUAUUCAAGCAGGAAAUUGUCAAUGGCUAUCAAAUGGAGGUCCCAGACUACUGGCUUGACAACAACCCGUGGGAAUUCCCGCGACACGAGAUUACUGUCGACAUCCAAUUCUAUGGUCGCGUGAAGAAUCACCAGAAUGAAAAUGGCAAGGUCGUUCACACGUGGGAAGACGGAGAAAUUGUCCAAGCUGUCGCAUACGACGUGCCCAUUCCUGGUUAUGGCACCAAGACCACCAACAACCUCCGGCUCUGGUCCAGCAAGGCGAGCAGUGGAGAGUUUGACUUCCAGAAAUUCAAUGCUGGUGACUACGAAAGUGCGGUGGCCGACCAACAAAAUGCCGAAACAAUCUCAGCCGUACUCUAUCCCAAUGAUAAUCUGGAGCGAGGCAAGGAACUUCGACUGAAGCAGCAGUACUUCUGGUGUGCAGCCUCUCUGUUUGAUAUCGUGCGGCGAUUCAAGAAGACCCGGAGAGCUUGGAACGAAUUCCCUGACCAGGUGGCCAUUCAACUGAAUGACACACAUCCCACCCUUGCCAUCGUUGAGCUCCAGCGUAUUCUGAUCGAUGAAGAAGGGCUUGAGUGGGACGAGGCAUGGAACAUUGUGACCAAGACCUUCGGGUACACCAAUCACACUGUACUGCCAGAGGCCUUGGAAAAGUGGUCUGUUCCUCUCAUGCAGAACCUGCUUCCUCGACACCUGCAGCUUAUUUACGACAUCAACCUGUUUUUCUUGCAGACUGUUGAGAAGCGUUUCCCAAAGGAUCGGGAAAUGCUGUCCCGCGUCUCCAUUAUCGAGGAGUCUCAUCCCAAGAUGGUGCGAAUGGCCUACCUUGCCAUCAUCGGUUCUCACAAAGUGAACGGAGUUGCUGAAUUGCACUCGGAUCUCCUGAAGACAACCCUCUUCAAAGAUUUCGUGGAGAUUUAUGGGCCCGAUCGUUUCACCAAUGUGACCAACGGCGUCACUCCCCGAAGAUGGCUGCACCAGGCCAACCCGUUGCUUUCUGCCUUGAUUGCAGAGAAAUUGGGUGGCCAUGAGUUCCUGACAGAUCUGACGCUUUUGGAUAAGCUCGAGGCCUUUGUCGACGACAAGGACUUCCGGCACGAGUGGGCUCACAUCAAGACCAUGAACAAGCUUCGCCUUGCCAAAUUCAUCAAGAGCACCACUGGCCAUGAGGUGGAUCCCAACUCUCUGUUUGAUAUACAAGUGAAGCGUAUUCAUGAAUACAAGCGCCAGCAGCUCAACAUAUUCGGGGUCAUCCAUCGAUACCUCACCAUCAAGGACAUGUCGGCCGAAGAGAAGAAGAAGGUCGUCCCACGAGUUUCGAUCUUUGGCGGUAAAGCAGCGCCCGGAUACUGGAUGGCCAAGACGAUCAUUCACCUCAUCAACAAGGUCGCAGAUGUGGUCAACAAGGACGCAGAUAUUGGGAACCUCCUCAAGGUCAUUUUCAUCGAGGACUACAAUGUCAGCAAAGCGGAGAUCAUCUGCCCGGCUUCCGACCUCAGCGAACACAUUUCCACAGCUGGCACAGAGGGUAGCGGUACGAGCAACAUGAAGUUCGUCAUGAACGGAGGUCUAAUCAUAGGAACUUGUGAUGGUGCCAAUAUCGAAAUCACUCGCGAAAUCGGCGAGAACAACAUUUUCCUCUUCGGUAACCUCGCCGAAGACGUCGAGGAACUCCGCCACCGACACUUCUAUGGCGACUUCCAGCUCGACCCGCAACUGGCCAAGGUCUUCGCCGCGAUCAAGAGUAACAUGUUCGGCGAUGCAGCCGACUUCUCCGCUCUGACCGCAUCCAUCGAAGAGCACGGCGAUUACUAUCUCGUCUCCGAUGACUUCAACUCCUACAUUACCACCCACGGAAUGGUGGAUGAAGCGUUCAAAAACAAGGAGGAGUGGCUAGCCAAGUCGAUUACCAGUGUUGCGCGCAUGGGAUUCUUCUCCACUGACCGCGUUAUCAACGAGUAUGCCGAUAGCAUCUGGAAUGUCGAGCCGCUUGAGAUUAAGGAUUGA
Penicillium cinerascens is the source of this 2637-nucleotide messenger RNA. RefSeq names its product glycogen phosphorylase (gene glpV). The record is from RefSeq and is a predicted model, not a curated record. Gene Ontology annotation, biological process: glycogen catabolic process. The transcript is spliced from 8 exons. Bases 1 to 2637 code for a protein of 878 amino acids. Lineage: Eukaryota; Fungi; Ascomycota; Eurotiomycetes; Eurotiales; Aspergillaceae. Gene Ontology annotation, molecular function: pyridoxal phosphate binding; glycogen phosphorylase activity. Gene Ontology annotation, cellular component: cytoplasm.